CAACUAAUUGCUUAUAUGAAUUAAAGCUAGAGCUACCAAAAUGCUGUUACCUAGUCACCAGUGGCCCUUUUGAAGUUUCAUUCUGAUGACAGAAAUGAAAAGGGCAGAGGUUCUGCAUGUGUAUAUUUGCAUGUUCGUUUAUGUUUCGCAGUGGAGAGCAAAGUCAGAGUAGAAAAUACUUGAGCUCAAAAACUCCACAUAUUGGGACUAGAGACGCAGAAAGGAUUGUUCUACAAGUCUGAGGGAAGCCCUGGUUUACAGAACAUUCUGAAAUUUUAAAAAUACAUUGCGGAAGGGUAUUUCCCUUUCCCAUUAAAAGUAAUAUUGUUUUUUUGUGAGGUGGAAACUCACUGAGUUAUCUGAGAGCCUGGUGGUUAUUUUGGGGUUGCUAGGCAACACGAGCCAGUGUGGUAUAGAGGUUAAGGAGUCAGACUAGGAUCUAGGAAACCCAGAUUCAAAUCCCCAGGCACACCCUGAAAGCUUCCUGAGUGAGUCAGUCACAAACUUUUGGUCCCGACCUUGUCUAGUAUUUGGAAGGGAAAGGCAUCUCUUGCUUUAGAAACCCUACGAGGCCACCUUAAGUCAUCUGUGACUUGGCGGCAAAAGGCAAUCAAGCUAUUACUGAGCCCUCCUAGCCUUGGUCAGAUAAAAGAAAGUUUGUUUGAUGGGUAGGAAAGAGAGGAAGAAGCAGGAAAAGAGACGGGUCUGUGGAUUUGCAUUGGGAGGGAAGAUGAAACAGUGUGAGGUGGAAGAUGGGAAAAAAAUUAUAUUCCACCUCUCCAUUUUGAUGUAGGUUCACUGACUGUUACUAUCCCAUUGCCCUAUAAAAAGAAUGGAGCAUUGCGGGUAGUUAAAUAUCAGUUAAAGAACAGGAAAAAUCAAACAGGAUCAGCAAUUUAUUAUCUUGGCGAUUACUUAUAUGCCCCCAAUUUGAUCUUUCGUUUGCAGUCCACAUGGAGACCAUAAAGCAAAUGUAGGAUUGAACCUAAAAUUCAAUAAAAAGAAUGAGGAAGUCCCUGGAUAUACAAAGAAAGUUGGAAAUGAGUGGAUGUAUUCUUCUGCAGUAGAACAACUCCUUGCUGAAUAUUUAGAAAGGGUCCCAGAAUUGUUCAGUUACAUAUCAAAAAAUGGUCAAGAAGAUAUAUUCUAUGAAGAUGAUAUUUGGCCUGGUGAAGAAGAGAAUGGUGCCGAGAAAGUUCAAGAAAUCGUUGCAUGGUUAAAGGCUCAUCCUGUUAGUACUCUUUCUCGUUCUUCCUGUGAUUUACAAAUUCUGGAUGCUGCCAUUGUUGAGAAGAUUGAAGAAGAAAUAGAAAAGUGCAAGCAAAGAAAAAGUAAUAAGAAAGUGCGUGUGACUGUGAAACCCCACUUGUUAUACAGACCUUUAGAACAGCAGCAUGGAACCGUACCAGACCGAGAUGCAGAAUAUCGACUGUUUGACCGUGUUGUGAAUGUGAGAGAGAGCUUUUCAGUUCCCACUGGUCUUCGUGGUACCAUAAUUGGAAUUAAAGGAGCUAGCAGAGAAUCUGAUGUGCUGUACGAAGUACUGUUUGAUGAAGAGUUUCAUGGAGGCUUAACAAUUAGGUGCUCACCUGCCAGAGGGUACCGUAUGCCAGCCAGUGCCUUAAUAAAUCUUUCCCAUGGCCAUCGAUCUGAAACAGGAAACCAGAAGCUAACAGCCAUAGUCAAACCCCAGCCAGCUGUGAGUCCCUACAGCUCAUGUUCAGCUGAAUCGUUUUCUGUGUCUUCACAAAAAGCACAUCUAGGAGGCCUCAACCAUUCCCCUUGUUCCCUCUUUGUUCCAACUCGAAGACUCUUCACACAGCAGCUAUACGGUACCAGUGAGCUCCAGAAGCCCCUUGAGUUGGAUGAUGAAAUUCCCCCUUCAGUCACCACAAUGUCUCCAAUGUGGGCCAAGGACUAA
Messenger RNA from Sphaerodactylus townsendi, 1921 nucleotides. Its product is annotated as 5'-3' exoribonuclease 1-like. The transcript is spliced from 8 exons. The record is from RefSeq and is a predicted model, not a curated record. The coding region runs from base 1049 to 1921 and encodes 290 amino acids. NCBI's taxonomy places the organism in Eukaryota, Metazoa, Chordata, Lepidosauria, Squamata, Sphaerodactylidae.